GCUUUGCUUUCCUCCUCUUUCCCUUCUUUCCCUCCUCGGGACUCUCUCUCUCUCUCGUGUUGCUUCGUCUCCUCGAUCUCAUCUCUUUGAAGGCUCGUCGUCGUUUACUUUCCUCGUUGAAUCUUUCUUGCACGCGGGGUUCUGGAUUUUGAUUCGUUCAAAGUCGUGUUCUUCUGAGGACCUAUGGUUCCUGUGUACCUGAACGGAAACGCGCGAUCGGCCUCUAUAAAGAUCGAGAUGCCAGUGCUUGGUGUCGUCGGCUUCCCGCUCUCUGUCUCCACGCCUUUUUUCAGGAGUUACCUGCUGAACUGCGGGGUUGAUUUUUACCCCCUUGACCAUAAUUUCCCCUGAUAUUACUACAUACCUCGUGAUCUAGAUAGAUAGAGAGAAGUUCAAUAAUUAAAAAUAUGAGCCGACCACAUGAUGGACUGUGCAUCUUAUUGCACUUUGGAAAUCAUUCUCGGGUUACUGGUCACAAAGGCUCAUCGAAGCUUCUUGCUUUACUGAGUCAUUUCGAGCGAAACCUUGCAGAAAAAAUGAGAAAACUCCACGCAGAAGUAAUCUCAGAUGUCUUUUCUUUAUCUUGGAUAAAACAUGCUGUUAAAUCAUUAUCGGAUGUCCACGCCGACAUUAAAACAUUAAUAAUGGAACUUCAAUUCCCUGUUUCUGACUGGGAUGAGAGAUGGAUUCAAGAAUACUUUGAGAACAGUUUGAAGAUGCUUGACAUUUGCAAUGCAUUAAGUGCUGAGCUUACCCGAUUAGAUCAAGGCCAGCUUUUGCUUCGAUAUGUGCUGCGCAUCCUGGAUAUCUCAUCUAGUUUUCCUUCAUCUGAACAAUUGAGAAGAGCUCAUGUAUCUCUUGAUGAUUGGCUGAAGCAGGCUAACUCUUCGAGUCCUAAGCUAGAAAAGUGUCAUGCUAUCUUGCAGAUCCUUCAUGACACCCUUUGUUUGCCAAAGAUAAAAUAUUCUGCCAAAGGGAGGGUGCUAAUGAGAGCCUUUUAUGGAGUUGAGGUCAUGACUCUAUUCACUUGCAGUAUCAUCAUAACAGCACUGACAGGCUGCUCAAAGCCCUUGAUGGACUUGCAUAUUGUCGAUGAGUUCUUAUGGCUCGAGGCAUUCAACAAUUUGCAAGCUUUCUUGAAUGAGGAAAUUAGAAGACAGUUGCUGGGUGGAAAAGUAAUGAUGCUAAAAGAAAUAAAAGCACUCAAAAUGAGUGCUCUGAUGUUCCGUUCCUUAACUAACAGAAUUGAUUAUGUGGAAGAACCAGCACAGCUAAGCAUGGAUGUUAAGAAGGAUGAGUCGAACUCACCAAAGGAGUAUGCUGACCCUGAAAAGAGACGAAGGCUGCAAGAAUGCAUGACACAUUUGACCGAUGGAGGAGAGGUGUUUGGCCGUGAGCUAGAUUCUCUGUCAAAACAAGUAAAUGACUUUUUUCACAUUUUACUAACUGGACGUGAUGCCUUACUUUGUAAUCUUAGGGCAUCCAGUAUAUCCAAAAAGCAGUAGCAUUGAAGAGGUGAGGCUGUGAGGUGGUUGAUUGCUCUUAUGAAUUUUAUUGUGAUGCUUGUGUUUUCCAGAUCCUGAAAAUGUCACUGGAUAAUAUUAUGUACAUGGAUAAGCUUCAAAGUCUAUUUCUCAGCUGUGUAUGUAUCCAAAAUUGUAUUCUAGAAAGUUAUAAAGCUGCAAUCUGUUGUAUGCAUAUCUGCCAGAACCUUCAA
Messenger RNA from Musa acuminata subsp. malaccensis (wild Malaysian banana), 1717 nucleotides. RefSeq names its product UPF0496 protein 4. The record is from RefSeq and is a predicted model, not a curated record. Lineage: Eukaryota; Viridiplantae; Streptophyta; Magnoliopsida; Zingiberales; Musaceae.